AUGAUCGGUUUUCGCUGCCGCACAAAGAGCCAAGUAAUAAGGCAACUUGGUAAUGAACGUCACACACUGCAAUGCACAUGUAUACAACACCAAUCCUACGCUGAUCCUCCUGACCGGUCAACGACUUCGUCGCUGAGACGGGAAUUUUUGAUCGUGAUUCGCGCUUCUUUAUUUGUCUGCAGAAUUCGCGACACAACACUACUUUUCAAGCCUGCAGGCGCAGACUGAUUUGUUGUGAUAGAGCCGAGUAAGAAGGCAACUGAAUUUCGACGUCAUACAUGCAUUGCACUGACAUACAAGACCGAACACUGUUUGACCUCUGUGAGUAGUUCUCGUAUGCCAAGCUAUUUGUGUAAGACUGCUAUCAUUGUUUUUACUGCUUCUUCGUUCUGCCUACAGGCGCGAAGACCUCACUGUAGCGUGCUCAAGAGGCCUCUUUAACCACCAACAUACAUUUCCACAUAUUUCGACCUCCGAAAUCAACUCAGAGAAUUCGCUACCUGAUAUCGCCAUAGAUUCGUAUUCCACAUGUCUUCUGUUCGUGCCGAUUAGCCGAACAAUAACAUGCAUACCGAUGAGGUUCAACAGUGCUGCAUCGGCUGUUGUCGCAACUUUCCAUACCCCUGUCGCCGUGACGCAAUUCCACAUAACAGAGAUCCCUCAUCGUCACCCCAUCGCCAAUUCUAGUCAACGAGUACGACCCGCAACGCACGCUGACGCU
Periconia digitata is the source of this 721-nucleotide messenger RNA. Lineage: Eukaryota; Fungi; Ascomycota; Dothideomycetes; Pleosporales; Periconiaceae. The record is from the annotation of a GenBank genome assembly.